Molecule: messenger RNA, 1031 nt
Organism: Actinia tenebrosa (Australian red waratah sea anemone)
Lineage: Eukaryota; Metazoa; Cnidaria; Anthozoa; Actiniaria; Actiniidae
Source: RefSeq, a predicted model, not a curated record
AUCCAAAUCCAUCAUUUACUUCGACCAGAAAACCAGAAGUAGAAAUUGAAGGAACGAAAAUUAAAGAACACUUGAAGAGAGCACUGGUAGACAAGCUACAGGAGACGAWRAACGCAGAGAAAUGGCAUGGUCGAUUUCUCUCAUCGCGUUGGAAAGAUAAAGAACUUAGUCAAGAUGCAUGUUUUGCAUGGAUGAAAGAUUGGACGACUGCACCAACUCAUACAGUUGCUGGUAUGAUGGAGCUCUAUGAACAACUAUUGCCAACCAAAGUGUAUACGUCACACAAGACCAAAACAACCCAGGGAGAUGUAAGCUGUAGGCUGUGCGGUAAAGAAGCAGAGACCCUUCCACACGUUCUGUCAGGAUGUUCUACGCUGGCUCAAUCAAAGUACUUGGACCGACACAAUGCUGCUCUGAAGAUAUUAUUCUUUGAGAAGUGCAAAGAUCUUAAAUUAGUGGAAAGUAUUCCCCCUUGGUACUCACCUGUGACUCCAAAACCUAUCUAUGAGUCGGAUGAUGCUAAAGCUUUCUGGGAUGUACCGGUGUAUGCUGAACACACCUACGUCAAAGCCAAUAGGGUGGAUGUACGAUUCGUGGACCACAAGGCAAAGCAAGUCUGGGCAGUAGAAAUGAGCUGUCCMUGGAUUGAGAAUCGUGAAAAGAAAGUUGAGGAGAAGGCAAUCAAGUACGGUGCACUACUCUUGGAGUUAAAACAACAGCACCCUGGUUACAAGGUACAGCAAUGCAAUAUCAUAAUUGAUGCAUUGGGAGGAUGGUCAAAGAAGCUAGAGCAAACUAUGAAGAAGCUUGUUGGUGCCCGAUCAAAGUGUGUUUUGGAGAAGAUGCAGAAAGCCAUCAUCUCUUACUCGCUCCAUAUAGCACGAAUAUUUAAAGCAACUGUUAUAUAAGCUUGGACAUCUAUUUAAAUUUAUUGUAGUUAGUUUCCUUUUAGACUUUAUAGGUUACGCUGUGCGCCCUAUACAGGUCAUAGAUUUUUUGCAUCUAUACGUUUUAGUACUGCACAUAAUAAU